Molecule: messenger RNA, 1410 nt
Organism: Scomber scombrus (Atlantic mackerel)
Lineage: Eukaryota; Metazoa; Chordata; Actinopteri; Scombriformes; Scombridae
Gene: bmp15
Product: bone morphogenetic protein 15
Exons: 2
Coding region: 34-1410 (458 amino acids)
Biological process (GO): SMAD protein signal transduction; BMP signaling pathway
Cellular component (GO): extracellular region
Molecular function (GO): growth factor activity; cytokine activity
Source: RefSeq, a predicted model, not a curated record
GAGCUCGCUAGCACCAGAGGUUUUAUAACCAACAUGAGGGCGACCUGCACCGAGCACAGCUUACUGCGUGUUUUAGUCCUGAACUGUUUUAUCUUCCUGAUGUGCUUCACCUGCGCCGAAAUUGCGGCUGGGAGGAAAAUGGCCUCUGGUCAUACCACGCUAAAGCGCAGCCGCCGGAGUCACCAGAGCUCAAAGCACAAAGGCGCACACCACCGGCCGCUGACGGAAGAGCAGAAAGCGGACCAGAACCUGCAGUUCAUGUUGAGUUUGUACCGCAGCGCAGCGGAGCCGGACGGCAGACCCAAACAGCACCGGAAGUUCGGCUCCAACACGGUCCGCCUGCUGAGACCAUCGGAGUCGUCGGUGCACUACCUGCCCGUGUCAAGAGACCACCACUACACCUUCACAGUGCAAUACAACCUUGACACUCUUCCCUCGGAGCAGCUGAUCAGAGCUUCGUUCGUCCACCUUAGAGCUUCUUCUCCUCCGUCCUCUUCCUCCUCCUCCUCUUCCACAACUUCAAGCACUUCGCAGACCCGCGAACUGCCCAGCUGCAAGGCUCAGAUCACUUCACUGGGCAAAGAGAGCCUGGUCACCAUGGAGCCUUACGAGCAGUGGACAGAGACGGACAUCACCGCUCACGUCAACAGACACUUCCUGAAGGGGAAGGACCAGGGUGAUGUGGGACACUUGACCCUCACAGCCCAGUAUUGGUGCACAGAUCCUGGGCACGCUGAUGAGGACAGCGGCCUCUGGUGGUGGUGGACUCAUCUACGAGGGAGAGAAAGAUGGCGAGGGGAGCCUCACCUGGAAGUGCCAUCCCUUCUUCUCUAUCUGGAAGAAAAUAGGGAGACGAAGGACUGGAUGGGGGAGUUGCUGGGGGUUGAAGAUGAAAGCACUAUGAGCGGCAUUGGGUUGUGGCAGCCAUCGGUUCGACGCCACCGGCGCUCCAAAGGGUCCUCACCUUCAGAGACCAAAGAUUCUUCAUUGGACGCUCUGAAAAACGCCCCCACUUCCUCCUCCUCUUUUUCCACCUCCCCCUCUUCCUCCAUCAUCUCCGUCAUCCCCAAUUACAAGCUCAAAACGAGCACGCCCAAGAACCGCUGCAAGCUCCACUCGUUCCGCCUCUCCUUCGACGAGCUCGGUUGGGGUCACUACUUCAUCGCUCCGCCGGUGUACAACCCUCGCUUCUGUCAGGGCGACUGUCCGAGAGUUCUCCACUACGGCUACCACUCCCCCAACCAUGCCAUCAUCCAGACGCUCAUCAACGACCUGGGCGUCGGGGACGUUCCUCCGCCGUCCUGCGUGCCGUACAAGUACAUGCCCAUGAGCGUGCUGGUUGUGCACAAGAAGAAGGUGGAGUACAGGGAGCUGGAGGACAUGGUGGCCGAGUCGUGCACGUGUCGCUAG